Molecule: messenger RNA, 1278 nt
Organism: Serendipita indica DSM 11827
Lineage: Eukaryota; Fungi; Basidiomycota; Agaricomycetes; Sebacinales; Serendipitaceae
Source: the annotation of a GenBank genome assembly
AUGUCAACGUUUGGAAGAAUCUUUCGCGUCACUACCUAUGGAGAAAGUCAUUGUGCUUCCGUUGGAGCAAUCGUCGACGGCUGUCCACCUGGACUAGAGCUCGCAGCGUCUGAUAUUCAAGUACAGCUUAGUCGCAGACGUCCCGGACAGAGCAACCUGACGACGCCACGAGACGAAAAAGACUUGGUCCAGCUCCAGUCUGGAAUCGAACAAGGCGUCACUCUCGGUACACCGAUCGGUCUUCUGGUCCGAAAUGAAGAUCAGAGACCAAAGGAUUACUCAGAGACCGACCUUUAUCCACGGCCGUCACAUGCAGAUCUGACAUACCUCCUGAAGUACGGCGUCAAGGCUAGUAGUGGCGGGGGAAGAGCCAGUGCAAGAGAAACCAUCGGGCGUGUCGCUGCUGGAGCCAUUGCGGAGAAGUAUCUUCGUCAAGUCUAUGGUGUGGAGAUCGUAGCUUUCGUGACUUCUGUUGGAAAGAUCCACCUCCCAACUGCUUCGACGCAGAGGCAGACACAAGGCGAAGAGGAAGACGAUACAGGGGAGGACCCUCUAUCGCCCGAAUUUGUCAAACUACUGUCGACGAUCACCCGAGAGGAAGUGGACAAAUUUCCCACCCGCUGCCCUGACGGUCCGACGUCUGAGCGCAUGACCAAGCGUAUCAUACGAGCAAAAGACGCGAUGGAUUCGAUAGGUGGCACAGUCACUUGUGUGAUCCGCAACUCGCCAGCCGGGCUAGGGGAGCCUGUCUUUGACAAGUUUGAGGCCACUCUCGCUCACGCAAUGCUCUCUAUUCCCGCUACCAAGGGCUUUGAAAUUGGUUCGGGAUUCAGAGGGACAGAGAUUCCAGGUUCAAAGCAUAAUGACCCCUUCAUGGCCAGAGCCGAUGGAACGCUGGGUACGAAGACGAACUGGAGUGGGGGUAUUCAAGGAGGAAUUACCAAUGGGGAAAAUAUUUACUUCCGUGUGGCCUUCAAGUCGCCUGCGACCAUCUCGCAGGCUCAGGCUACUGCUCAAUACGAUGGUACAUCUGGUACUUUGGCAGCACGAGGAAGACAUGACCCAUGUGUGGUCCCCCGUGCUGUACCCAUCGUCGAAGCUAUGGCCGCUCUGGUCUUGAUGGACCAGCUUCUCAUCCAAAACGCUCGUCGAGCGACAGCAAAUCUCUUGCCCCCGCUCGAUUAUCUUCCACCUUCCAUGGUGCUGCCGCCGAAGAGGGUGUUGGAAAAGCUCGCAGAAGAUCCGGGUGCAGAGGCAGUGGAAGUUACAUCUGUGUAG